Messenger RNA from Salvelinus fontinalis (brook trout), 7492 nucleotides. RefSeq names its product mannosidase, alpha, class 1B, member 1b (gene man1b1b). NCBI's taxonomy places the organism in Eukaryota, Metazoa, Chordata, Actinopteri, Salmoniformes, Salmonidae. Gene Ontology annotation, biological process: N-glycan processing; carbohydrate metabolic process. Gene Ontology annotation, cellular component: endoplasmic reticulum; membrane. The record is from RefSeq and is a predicted model, not a curated record. The transcript has 14 exons. The coding region runs from base 1534 to 3480 and encodes 648 amino acids. Gene Ontology annotation, molecular function: calcium ion binding; mannosyl-oligosaccharide 1,2-alpha-mannosidase activity.
UACAUGUAUUUCUAAAUUCAACGUCAUAUUUUAGUCUAGGUUUUGAUUGUGUUAGCUUGCACAUUGUUUUUGUUUGCGAGGAUGUUUUCAGUCGUAAUUAUCAGGGGCGUAUUCAUUACGCAGAUUCUGUUUGAUAACGUUUCUUAAACGGAACGAAACGGGGAGGGACCUGUCUGAAUUUGUCCAAUAGAAACUCUUGUUUUGCUCCCGUUUUGUUCUUAAACGGUAAACUGUUUCCGUAAUGAAUACAUCCCAGCUGUUGCGAGUAGACUAUGGGCAUAGUCUCCUCUAGCUAGCAGAUUGUAACGGGCUAAUGUGACGCUCCAGUAGCUGUUACAGGAUAUGUACUGUUUGGAGAAGCACAGAGCAUUUUCGACCAGCCUUUUUUGGGCCAAACAUGUUUUUUCGCAAAUUCCCGUGUCCAGUUGCAGAUGGUUCGUUUGAAUUUAUAAAAUGCUCCGAUAUUAAAAUUCAUGUUUUGUGCCAAGUGAUCCAACAAUGUGUACGCAGCCAUCUUGUCUAAUUCAAAUAUUCUCUCUCAUUGAUCAAAACAACAGUGUCAUCAUGGCAUGCAGCACUUUGGGGUGGUCAUCCACCUGUCUCAAUAAGGUGAUUUGAUUAAUCUGAACCGGGUAGGCGUUUCGCACCGGGUGAAAGUUGAUUGCGUUCAUUUUGGCACCGGGCUACUCCCUAGCAUGAACAAGGUGCUCUGUUCAAAGCCCACAGUCUGCUCAACACAAACGUGACGUAAUGAGUAGUAUUUUGUGUUUUCUCAUGCAAGAGUGAUUUGCUUUUGAAAAGAAACACUUUAUCUGCCUUCCCAAUGAAUGGAUGUUCCCCAAUGCUGGAAGGGGGCCGGAGUUGAAAAAGUUUGGGAACCAGUGGAGGCUGCUGAGGGGAACGAGGUGGCUGUGGAUUUCAGCGCACAUAUGGGUGCACACAGUGUUGAGAACCAGCUGAGCACUCGCUCAUGUCCGGAUUAUGGAAUCUAUACAACACACCACUAAAACUAUAGAAUACAGGUUGGCCAAGCCUAACUACAGUAAUAGAUGCAUGAAGAGUGUGUCCCUACGCCGAACAGUACCUACCCUGAGCAUCACGUUAGCCCGUUACAGUCUGCUAGCUACCUCUCGUCACCUGGCAUACAGUAUCUUAAAAGUAAUUUCUUUCCUUUCGAAGCUAAUUUGACCUGUUUGGGGAACAAAUGUAAGCAAUAUUUUCAAUAGUUAGAACAAUUGGCAGGCUGCAAUACGGAAAGACCGUGACAAUGUAAAUAUAAUAAUAAUAUGCCAUUUAGCAGACACUUUUAUCCAAAGCGACUUGUGUGUUUACAUUUUACAUAUGGGUGGUCCCGGAAAUCGAACCCACUACCCUGACAUUACAAGUGCCAUGCUCUACCAACUGAGCUACAAAGGACCACUCAAGUACUCACUAACAAUAAUUGGCUGUGAUUGACAGGAAUAUUUUCAAACAUGUCAUAAUUAUCAAUAAAAGCAUAGAGUCUAUGACUUCACUGUGGGGUAGGCUGGAGACAUGCACUCACCAUCAAGGAAGGACUUUGUGUCUUUAACCUUCACUGGAAGUGGCAACUAUAACAGCAAACAGUGGAGAAGACAGUCCUGCUGGAGGAAAUGGAAACAGUUAUCCAGAUUGCAGCGCAACCUCAUCCUCUUCACCGUGGCUCUCAUGUUAGUUUGUGGGAUUGCCACUUACCCCACUGUCAUAGAACACUUCAGAGGCCUUACUGUUGUUGUGAAGGAGGAUGAGGGCCAUGUUCUGAAACCGGUCAUCCCUGAGGUCCUACCUGAGUCGGAUAAACAGAACCAACCACUAGUACCAGAGCCACCUUCAGAGAAGCAGAAGAGGGCACCCCACAAGCGGGGGCCACCCGGCCUGCAGAACCAUCUGCAAAAGAAAGGCACUGGGUCAGAUAUCCAGGUGGAGGAGAAUCAGAUUCAAGAAGCAAAGAAAGCUGACAAAGAAGAGGGAGAGAAGCCACUUGUUAAGCGUGGGGCCUUGAUUGAGGCUAACCAAGCCACUGAAGGAGGAACUGCCAAGGAAGCAGAGAACAGGGUGAAUGUCCCAGCGGUUGAGCAAGAGAACCAAUCACGCGAGCCAGAAUCCGAUAGGCUUGAGGCAGUACGAGAUGCUUUCAGACAUGCAUGGAAGGGAUACAAAGAGUUUGCCUGGGGCCAAGAUGAGCUGAGGCCCAUCUCUAAGUCCUAUGGAGAGUGGUUUGGCCUGGGCUUGACCCUGAUUGAUGCACUGGACACCAUGUGGAUCCUCAACCUCAAAGAAGAGUUUGAGGAGGCUAAGACCUGGGUGUCAACGGAGCUCUCCUUCAAUAAGAACGUUGAUGUGAACCUGUUUGAGAGCACCAUCCGUAUCCUGGGUGGCUUGCUGAGCACUUACCAUCUGACUGGAGACACUCUGUUCCUGGACAAGGCUAAAGAUAUAGGAACGAGGUUAAUGCCUGCCUUCAACACCCCGUCCAAGAUCCCCUACUCAGAUGUGAACAUUGGAAAGGGUACGGCCCACCCCCCUCGAUGGACGUCGGACAGCACUGUUGCUGAGGUCACCAGCAUCCAGCUAGAGUUUAGGGAGCUGAGUCGCCUCACUCAGGACACACGCUACCGGGCUGCAGUGGAUGAGGUCAUGCAAAAAGUCCACAAGCUGGAAGGGAAGCAGGACGGCCUCGUCCCCAUGUUCAUCAAUACCAACAGCGGCCAGUUCACCCAUCUGGGGGUCUUCACCCUGGGCGCACGAGCAGAUAGCUACUACGAAUACCUCCUUAAACAGUGGAUACAGGGAGGCCAGAAGGAGACAGAAUUGCUGGACGAUUACCUGCAGGCCCUAGAGGGAGUGAAGAAGAACCUGCUUAAGAAGUCUUCUCCUAACAGCCUGACCUUCGUAGGGGAGCUGUCCCAUGGUCAGUUCAGCCCCAAAAUGGACCACCUGGUGUGUUUCCUCCCUGGGACCCUGGCUCUAGGGGCCCACCACGGCCUGCCAGCCGAACACAUGGAGCUGGCCAAGCAGCUGAUGGAGACCUGCUACCAGAUGUAUGCCCAGAUGGAGACUGGCUUGAGCCCUGAGAUAGUCCACUUCAACAUGCACGAGGGAAGCAUCAGAGAUGUAGACGUCAAACUUGCAGACAGACACAACCUCCUUCGCCCUGAGACGGUGGAGAGCUUGUUUUAUCUGUACAGGUUCACUAAGGACAGGAAGUACAGAGACUGGGGCUGGGAGAUCCUCCAGAACUUCAACAAGUACACCAAGGUUUCUACUGGUGGCUACACAUCCAUCAACAAUGUUCGGGACCCAGAGUACCCCAGCCCCCGGGACAAGAUGGAGAGUUUCUUCCUGGGGGAGACUCUCAAGUACUUCUACCUGCUGUUCUCAGAUGACCCGGAGCUGGUCAGUCUGGACAAGUAUGUGUUCAACACAGAGGCCCACCCCCUGCCCAUCUGGCCUGCUGAGUGAGCGAUACACCAGCCAAGUCAACGGGAUACAUACACUACCGUUCAGAAGUCUGGGGUCACUUAGAAAUGUCCUUGUUUUUUUAAGAAAAAGCUCCUUUUUUUGUCCAUUAAAUUAACAUCAAAUUGAUCAGAAAUACAGUAUAGCCAUUGUUCAUGUUGUAAAUGACUAUUGUAGCUGGAAACGGCUGAUUUUGUUUUUAUGGAAUAUCUACAUAGGAGUACAGAGGCCCAUUACCUGCAACCAUCACUCCUGUUUUCCAAUGGCACGUUGUGUUGGCUAAUCCAAGUUUAUAAUUUAAAGGGCUAAUUGAGCAUUAGAAAACCCUUUUGCAAUUAUAUUAGCACAGCUGAAAACUGUUCUGAUUUUAAAAAAGCAAUACAACUGGCCUUUAGACUAGUUGAGUAUCUGGAGCAUCAGCAUUUGUGGGUUUGAUUACAGGCUCAAACUGGCCAGAAACUGCCUAGAAGGCCUGCAUCCCAGAGUCGCCUCUUCACUGUUGGCGUUGAGACUGGUGUUUUGCGGGUACUAUUUAAUGAAACUGCAAUUGAGGACUUGUGAGGCAUCUAUUUCUCAAACUAGACACUCACAUGUACUUGUCCUCUUGCUCAGUUGUGCACCGGGGCCUCCCACUCCUCUUUCUAUUCUGGUUAGAGCCAGUUUGCGCUGUUCUGUGAAGGUAGUAGUACACCGUGUUGUGCGAGAUCUUUAGUUUCUUGGCAGUUUCUCGCGUGGAAUAGCCUUCAUUUCUCAGAACAAGAAUGGACUGAUGAGUUUCAGAAGAAAGUUUUGUUUCUGGCCAUUUUGAGCCUGUAAUCGAACCAUGAAUGCUCAACUAGUCUAAAGAAGGUCAGGUUUAUUGCUUCUUUAAUAAGCAAAACAUUUUUAUAGCUGUUCUAACAUAAUUGCAAAAGAGUUUUCUAAUGAUCAAUUAGCCUUUUAAAAUUUGAAACUUGGCACGUUGUUAGCUAAUCCAUUGGAACACAAGGGUGAUGGUGUUGCUGAUAAUGGGCCUCUGUACACCUAUGUAGAUAUUUCAUAAAAUAUCAGCCAUUUCCAGUUACAAUAGUAAUUUACAACAUUAACAAUGUCUACACUGUUUUUCUGAUCAAUUUGAUGUUAUUUUAAUGGACAAAAAAUGUGCUGUUAUUUUAAAAAAACAAGGACAUUUCUAAGUGACCCCAGACUUCUGAACGGUAGUGUAGAUACAGAAAUACAUCACAGCUCAGGGCUUGGCUAACACCAAGAUUUCUCAUUUUGAUAUCUGACUCAAGUUUGGGUUGGUUUACCCUCUCCCAACUCCACAACUCUGGAAAAAUGGCAAUUUUUUAAAAAGCCGGAUUUUAAUUUGUUCGUUAAAUGAUUGUAAUAGCCAUGGUGGAAUGACAGCAGGGUGAGAUUGAGGCACGACAGCCUUGAUAUUUAUUUAAAAUGUUCUCUGUUCUCACUACAUUGCUGGUGCGGAGUCUGUUUGUCCUCUGAUAAUGAGUUGUUUACUCUGAAGGAAGAGUGGAAAUCAUGAGCCAGCCAACCUGUGUAGUUGGCUCAUUGUGGUUAUUUCGUCCACCAACACUAGAGAAUGAGAUCAGUGUGACUGAACUCCAAGCUGUCUUGGUCAGAGGCAGCAGAAGCCCGAGAGGAAGUGGAGGUGACACAAUACUGGGCUUUACAGGAAAUGACAUAGCAUUGGGAUGAAACUUCCUGUGUCCCUGGAUCAUGUCACUCUCCAGUUUCUCAAUCACAUUCUUAAGAAAUGAUUUAUAUAAAAAAUUAUUUAAGGUAAAAUCAUGUCAGGCAUAGAACAAUCUAGUUUACUUGCAUACUGUGCACCUUUUUGUGUAUGGGGACAACAAGCACUUAUUGUUGAAUUUCCUUGUUUGACUGACUCCGCUGCUAUUAUCUUUAAACAAUGUCAGUUUUCCUAUUUUUCCUUAUCAUUUGUCAUCAUUCCUGUUGUGUGGUGUCAAAUUAGGGCAAGCCAGUGUGAACACUUGGGUAGUUUAGUUAUACUAAUGUAUUUGUGAGAUUAAGCUGAAUUGAGUUCACAUAAUUUGAAUUGAUUUGUAGUGUGUAAUACUAUAUCUGGAUAGACUGAAUUGUAAAUGUGGUUUAUGCCACAAACUGGAGUAGCAGUAGAACUGGUCCUGGUUUCCUAAAAGCAUGUUACGGCUAAGUUCAUCGUUAAAACCAAAGGAUCCUAAGGAUGAACUUAGCCUUAAGAUGCUUUUGGGAAACGGGGCCCUGGGCUGUAGAUCCUAUACUUCACCAUCAUUCCUGUAAAUAGCUAUAUUGAAUGUUAUGAUGUACACUUUCACUCAGAUGAUUCUAUUUGUAGUGGUAUUUUAAGUUCGUAUUGAGACCAAACUCAACAUCCUAAGUGUGAAAUGUAGUUUUCUUCCCUAUUUCAAUGUUCAACUCUCCCCUCCUUUAGUGUUGUUUCACUUGUGCCUUCAACGUUGCUCUGGACAACAUUAUGAAGCUAUUUGGACAUAUUCAUAAAUUGUUUUGUUAUUGCAAUGUACAUAGUUGAUGUGAAUAGUUGUGCAAAGAUGUGUAUUUGUUACAUAAUCAGUGUGAUUUUGAAAUAAGGAGUGUCAUUUUCCAACCAUUUGCUGGGUAUACUUCCAUAACUCUCAAACUGUGCAUAGACUUACAGUAUAUAUCAUGAAACUAAGGGCUCUGCUUCCGAUCCCUUUUUCACGUCUCUGAUCGAUUAAUAUACUGCUGCUCAUUUCUGAUUCCUUUUUUAAAAAUCCUUCAGAUGGAUCCUAAACUUUUCUACACCAAAGAUAUCCUAGUUAUUAAAAUAACUGGAAUCUGGAAUUAUCUACAUUCAUCAUUCUGUUAAGAAUGACAAAAUAAGCCAUUUCCCUAUUUUAUAACAAUGUAAAUGAAAUGCUAGUGGAAGAUUUUGAUACAGCAUCUGAAGUCAGCUGCUGCCUGCUCUGCUAACCAAGGUCAGAGAGAUUCAUGGUUAAGGGCUGGAUUCAAUCCGUAUCGCGGAAGAUCCGUUUUAUAGCACGAUAGAAAUUUAAAGGCAAUGUUCCCGCAUUCGCGUAAUCGCUGCAUGCCGGCUUAAUCGCAAAUGACCUUUACAUUUUAGCACGAAUCUGCCACGAUAUGGAUUAAAUCCAGCUGCUCUGACUCACUCGGCCCACAAGCUGUGGAGAACUAUUUUAUUUCAAACCACUAAUACCAUAUGAAAUAAGCCUACCCAACUGGGACCUCAAGGGAAAAUAAGGCCUAGAUUCAAUCAGAUUGUGUUAACCGGCGAUAGCCAACAUCACCAUAACUGAUGUUUUGGCAUGUCAGAGGUGUCAAAUUGGUGAGUAGCUGCCUUGAUCAUUGUCACAAAGCCACACCCGUCCUACUCCUGUUAGAAAUUCAGACCGAGAAAGUGUAGGCUAUAAAGAAACACUGAAAUUGAAAAUCAUUUAACAAAAUGAGGAUUUCUAGCAGCCUAAUGGAGGUGUAGAUUACAUCUCACAUUCCAGUGUUUCAACUUGUAAACACGGCUAUAUGGGCUUUCACUUAAUGCGACGUCCGAUUUAAGUAUAAUGCCAGGAGCCGCUUGUGGAUAUGACAGCUCUAGUGCAGUUCCACUUCUGACACCACCUAUGCUGAUGUCGGCUAAAGCGGAUCUGAUAUAAUCAAUUAUUUUUAUUGCAAUCAAUGUCAAAUUGGUGAGAAUCUGCAUUUCAAUGAAACUAUGCGCCUGUGUCAUUUGCAAUACUGUGUAUGUUGGGACACCCUGUGUUAUGACCCUGCAACAUCAGUGACUCAGCUGGAAAGAAGUACACCCAUGUUGACUGAACUGGUUUUCAACUUGGGAAUGAACAUGCUAAAACCAAGAGCUGGGGGCUAAUGGGACCAGUGUUUGGUUCUGGGUCUAUAAAACUGUCUAAAUCAUGAACUUACAAAAUGUGCCACAAUGUCACUUGGUUUACAAUAAAACUAUGGACCUGCUUUAAAUUUGUAUAAAUGUCAAGAUUAAAAUACUUUAUUGAACAACCUU